UCGUCGCGUCUCGAGCUUCGAGGUUUUAGUUCGGUUUUAGCUCUGAUUCCGUGAGGACGCUCGCCAGGCGCACCGCUCCGCGUUCCGUUCCGUUAUUCGACUGCCUCGCACGGAGCCUACCGCUCACCCACACUCCUGCAGAAACGCACACACACACACAUACAUAUAUAUAAAGACGGGGCAGCACUCGUGCCGCGAUAACAACGCCAAAUUAUCGAGUCUGCGCCAACAUCCAGCGGAUGGCAAAGUGCGAAUCUUAAAGUGGCCAAGUGGCAGUGCUCCUAGACCAGGCCAAGAACCCCCCGAUGCCGUUGGUCUCUUUGAUUGCCCCUGCUCCGGCUGCCCCCAUGUGAACAGCCGCCACAAUGCGGCGCUAAUCCAAACCCGGUUCAAAUCGCGAGUUCGCGGGUGUUUCAAAAAUCAGACAAAAAAGUGCUCUAAAGUGGUGACCCAAAACAAAUGUGUCGCACCAACAGCUGCAGGGGCAACUGCUGCACUUUAUAGUGCAACAUCGGGUUAUCUAUUAUUUAGCUCCCAGAACAUAGUCCGCUAAUAGCCAACAAAGCGAGCAUAACGGCCAGAAAAAUGGCUUUGCAGCAGCAACAUCAGAAACAUCAGAAACAGCAGCAACACCAGCAGCACAUCAAGUGGCAGCAACAUGCAACAAAGCGUCGACGCUGCCGUCAACAUUGGAUUAAACAUCUUCAGCUUCUGGGACUUCUAGCUGUCAUCAUCCUGGCCAGCAUCCCCACUCCCAGCCACGCCCAGCAGCAGAAGUUCCGAACCACGCCGCACGACCUGCAGGUCCUUGAAGGAGCCGAGGCCAUGAUGCGAUGCGAAGUGGCCAAUGUGGCCGGAGCCGUUCAGUGGACAAAAGAUGGUUUCGCCCUGGGCUUCUCGGCGGUAAUUCCCGGCUAUCCACGUUACUCCGUGCUGGGAGAUCGAAAGCAAGGCAUCUACAAUCUGCGCAUCUCAAACGCCUCGAUCAACGACGAUGCCGACUACCAGUGCCAGGUGGGACCGGCGAGGCUCAACAGUGCAAUCCGAGCCAAUGCCAAGCUUACCGUCAUAUCUCCGCCAGCCUCGAUCGAGAUCAAAGGUUACAGUCACAAUUCCAAGGUGGAGGUGCGCGAGAACCAGGACCUGCAGCUCAAGUGCAUCGUGGCCAAUGCUAAGCCGGCGGCUCAAAUCGUCUGGUAUCGCGGCAAUGUGGAAUACAAACCAGAAAAACGCGAGGAUAAUGUGGAGGAGUCGACGGCCAAGAGAUUUACCACAACCUCGAGCCUUAAACUGAAGCCGGGACCUGAUGAUGAUUACACGGAAUACACGUGCCAGGCGAAGCACAAGGCCCUGUCGCCGGACAUGCCCAUGCGGGCCACCGUUCAACUGUCCGUGUUGUAUCCCCCAGGACCGCCAUAUAUUGAGGGUUAUUCGCACGGUGAAACUCUGCGACGCGGCCAGACUGUGGAGCUCAUGUGCCGGAGUCGCGGCGGCAAUCCGCCUGCCCAGCUCAUCUGGUACAAGAACGGAUCUCAGAUACGAAUGGCCUACAGGACCUCUGGCCGCUUGUCCGAGAACAUCUACACCUUCACCGCCGAGGCCGGAGACAACAAGGCUCGAUUCCGCUGCGAGGCCAGCAAUGUGAUGUCGCAGAAUCCUUUGAAGGCGGAAGUAGAGCUGUCUGUGCUGUUUGCACCCACCCACGUCACCGUAAUGGGACCCACCGAGGCGCGCGUCGGCGAUAUUGUGCCGCUGACAUGCACCACCGCGCCAUCGAAUCCGCCUGCCGAGAUCAAAUGGAUGGUAGGCGGUAGGCAGGUGCGCAACGCCACCUCAAAGACGAUUGUCAGUCCCGAGGGCGGUUGGACGACCACCUCAAACUUCACCGCCACCGUGGAGCCGAACAAGCGCUCACUGGUCGUCAUCUGUCACGGACUCAACAUGCAGCUGACCGAGAACGUCGUGUCCACCCACACGAUCAAUGUGCUGUAUCCGCCCGCGCCGCCAUUAAUUUCUGGCUAUAUGGAGGGACAAAUUAUACCAGCUGGGUCGGUGCAAAAACUGCUUUGCGUUUCAUCAGGCGGCAAUCCGUUGGCGACGCUAACAUGGUACAAAAACGACAAAAGGAUAAACUCGGUUAUACGGGCGGCGGACAAAUCGGUGUCGGCCGAAAUCACCAUUCUGGCGAACGUGUCCGACAACCAGGCCCAGUACCGUUGCGAGGCCUCCAACAGCGCCACCGAAAUCCCGCUCUUCCAGUCCACCAUGCUUAGUGUUCACUUUGCCCCGGAGACGGUCAAAAUACGCAUUGAACCGGAAGAACUGCGACCUGGCAUGGAGGCAGCCAUCAUCUGCGACUCCAGCUCCAGCAAUCCACCGGCCAAGCUGUCCUGGUGGAAGGACGGCAUCCCCAUCGAAGGCAUUAAUAACACGUCCAAGCCGGGUCUCUGGGGCGGCACAGUCUCUACGUUAGAGUUCAGGGUAAACAUCACACAGGAAAUGAACGGCCAGGUCUACACCUGCCAGAGCGCCAAUGAAGCUCUCCAGCGGAGCGUCCACGAGGCGGUCAGCCUGGAUGUCCUGUAUCGACCCAAGUUCGUGCCGCCACCCUCCUCAACGGCGGUGGGCGUGGAGGGAGAAUCGCUGCAGGUGUCGCUUCAAACUCGAGCCAAUCCCACCUCAGUGGCCUACAAGUGGACCAAGGAUGGAGCCAUCAUUCCGCAGGACGGCGAGCAUCGUAUCUUUGCGGACGGCGGUAGCCUGAACUUCACCCGGUUGCAUAGGGAUGAUGCGGGAGUCUACUCCUGCACUGCCUCCAAUUCUCAGGGCAAGGCCACCCUCAACAUCACCGUCGUGGUGGAAUAUGGAACCACCAUCAAAUCGGUGUCCGAGAACAUUAUUGUCAAUCCCGGCGAGGAUGCAAUGCUGUCCUGCAGCGUGGAGGGCAAACCACUGACCGAUGAGCAUGUCAAGUGGGAGCGCGUGGGCUAUGACAUGACCGUCAAGACAUCGACAACUUUUGCUAAUGGCACCUCCUACCUGCACAUCAAGGAUGCGCAGCGUGAGGAUGUGGGCAACUUCCGGUGCGUGGCCGACAAUCGUGUGGCCAAUCCGACUAACCGCGACAUCCUGCUGAUUGUCAAGUUUGCUCCUGAAAUUGCGAAGGCUCCCACGCUCCUGCGAGCUGCCAGCGGAACAGGAGAACGUGGACGACUGCCUUGCCGGGCACAGGGUUCGCCCAAGCCGCAGUUCAUCUGGCGGCAGGACAAGAAGGACCUGCCCAUCAAUCGCACCUACAAGUACGAGGUGGAGGAGCGCAAGAUUGACUCGCUGACCUACGAGUCCUCCCUCAUCGUGGACAAAGUGGCGCCGGCGGACUAUGGUGCCUACGAAUGCGUGGCUCGAAAUGAUUUGGGUGAGGCGGUGGAGACAGUUCGCUUGGAAAUCACCUCGCAACCCGACCCACCCCUCAGUCUUAAUAUCCUGAACGUCACCCACGACACGGUCACCGUGGCCUGGACUCCGGGUUUCGAUGGUGGCCUCAAGGCCUCAUAUCGCGUACGCUAUAGGAUGGUCGACCGCGAGCAGUACAAAUACAUUGACGGGCUGCCCAAUAGCCACAAGCUGACCAUUGGCGGGCUCCGCAUGAAUACGCUCUAUCUGUUCUCGGUGAUGUCGUGGAACGAACUGGGCCAGAGCGCCUACCUGCCGGAUUUGGCACGGGCCGAGACCAAAGAAGCUCCGCCCCCCUCGCAUCCGGCCUCAUCGCUGGGAGGCGGACCGCCGACCACUAGCCAGACGCCGUUGGGCGGCACAUCGGGCAUGCUCCUGGUGGGCGUGGGCGCCGGCAUCGUCGUUGUCCUGCUCAACGUGUUUGUCAUCGGUUGCUGUCUGCACAAACGGAACGAGAAGCGCCUCAAGCGAGGACUUGAACUGAUGCCAGCCGAGUUAACCGAGGACUCCAGCAACACACCGAAUCUGGUCAUAAUUGGCAUCUCCCUGGCGGCAUUUGGCUUUCUCCUGGUCAACGCGUCGCUGGUUGCCUGGUUCUUUGUGCAUCAGCGCCGCAAGAAAGUGGCGGAAACUACAAAUCAACCGGCAAAAACGGCAACCAUCGAGAUGUACGCGCCCAGUUCGUAUAAUGACACCGUUACCGGCGAGACGCUGUCCAGCGUUUCGGAGAAGAGCGAAUCCUACUCCAAUGAGGGCAGCAGCCAGCCGGAAUAUAUUGACGAGGCACGCAAAAAGGCGGCGUCCACGUAUCUCGUCGAGGGCUCGGAUAUGCCACCGCCCAGAUAUCAAAAGGAUGGCACCCUGCCAGUCAUAUAUCCGAAUAAUAUUGUGAAUGCCUGUACACUGCCGCACCCGAGGCACAAUAAUGGCAGCGCCGCCAUUCAUAUGACCCGGGAUGAUCAGAUGCUAAUCAGCAAGGGUGUCUAUAUUCCGUCCCCGUCGCCGGCGCCGCCACCAGAUGGCUCCUACUACAACAUGAACAGCGACAGAUACUUGUCCUAUCCGCCAAUGGAAUAUCCAGCAGCCCUGGACUUCACCGCCCAGCCUAUGCCCAUGGCGCACCUGCAGCCCAUGACGGUAACCUCGCUAGCCACCAACGGCGGUGCCACGCUCAUCGGCAACGGAUCAGUGGCAGCGGUUGCCGGUGGUUCGGGCACCUUGCGGCGAGGGAUACUGCGCGGGGUGGUGGGGGUACCACAGCCUGAUGUGACUCACCACACUACAGUGGGCGGUAGUCCAAUGCAGAUGCUGCACGACCUGCACCCGGUGAACCUGAGUGCCUCGACGCUUACCACCAGCACCACUCUGAACGGCAGUCUGCCGACGGCCACGGCCACGCUGCCCCGCCAGCCACAUGGCAUCCUGAAAGAUCCCAAUCGGAACAAACAGCAACAACAUCAGCAGCAGCAGCUGCUCAACGCCAGUUUAGUGGGUGUGGGUGUUCCAGUAUCAGCGCCCAUGGGUAGCCUGCAGAUCCUUAACCUGCCACCGGCGGGCGGUGGACUGGGUAACAAUCUACUGAUGACCACCAGCGGAGCCUUCGACCCGACGGCGGUGGGCAUGAGCAGCUUCGGCGGAGUGAGCCAGGCCGGCGGCAUUCCGGUGGCCUAUACCGAUGCGGAUGGACACCUCGUAUAGCUGUAGGCGGGAACUGGGGCCAUCAGCAGCAGCAGUAGCACCAGCUGCAGCACCACCGUUCGGAUCCUAUCCGGCAGUGAGCCCCGGUUCUAAGCAACCAUGUCGUCAGCACAUCAUCCUAUCCACAACCUAUCCAGCAUACUCGUAACUGUAACCAACCUACUCGCAAGGAUGUAGCUAGUUUAGGAGCUUUCUCUUCGGCAAACUGGGUCCCUUUUGGUGUCCCCUGUCCAGCAGCCACAUCCACUGGCCAUUACCUUAUUCAAAUCAGCCAGCGAAUUAGUUUAUGUAAAUUUCUACCCAAUUCUUACGGCUUCCACAGUCAAUGUGGGUGUUUAUUUAGAUAAGGAUUCUGAAAGGGAGGCAAAGUCACUGGGGGGAGUGAGCAUAAUUUCGUAGAGAGUUUUACUAAUUAGCCGGCAGCCGGAGUGGCGGGAGG
This is a messenger RNA of Drosophila eugracilis, 5590 nucleotides long. It is a transcript of the gene sns, whose product is annotated as nephrin. Gene Ontology annotation, biological process: cell-cell adhesion. Gene Ontology annotation, molecular function: cell adhesion molecule binding. The record is from RefSeq and is a predicted model, not a curated record. Gene Ontology annotation, cellular component: cell-cell junction. Lineage: Eukaryota; Metazoa; Arthropoda; Insecta; Diptera; Drosophilidae. The coding region runs from base 586 to 5151 and encodes 1521 amino acids. The transcript has 22 exons.